This is a messenger RNA of Helobdella robusta, 3455 nucleotides long. RefSeq lists its product as hypothetical. The transcript has 8 exons. Gene Ontology annotation, cellular component: membrane. Lineage: Eukaryota; Metazoa; Annelida; Clitellata; Rhynchobdellida; Glossiphoniidae. The coding region runs from base 1 to 2292 and encodes 763 amino acids. The record is from RefSeq and is a predicted model, not a curated record.
AUGAAAGGUAACAGCAACACGUACUCAGUAGAGCUGAUAGACAUCAUGCCGCCAGUCAUCGGCAGGAGGGUGCGCGUCCACCCCAUCAGCCAUUCCAAAUCGAAAAGGGUCUGUCUCACACUGGAAGUCUACGGAUGCGAUUGGAAAGAUGGUUUGGUAUCAUACAGCAUGUACCAAGGUGAUAGGAGGAGGUCUGACAUGCAUUUGUAUGACCGCAUCUAUGAUGGGCAGAUCAUUACGCAAUCUCAACACGAUGACGACGACGACAACAACAUUAACAACUUCAACAGCAACAAUUUCAUCUCUAAGAAAUACGCCAACAGUGACGCCGACAACAAACACAACAGCCCUACGACCAACAGUAGCCACAGCCUAAACUUCAUCAACUACAUCGACAACAACUUUAUAAACGUCAACCAGCACCACGUCUACCUGACGAAUGGAUUGGGAGCUCUGACGGACGGUGUCAUCGGCACCACAUUCCUCUACAUCAUCAUAAUCAUGCUAGCAGGCCGGUACAUGAAGAUUGGAUCGGCUGGAGGAGGAGACGUGUAUUUGAUAAUUAUGACGAUGAAGUAUGGUGAGCCGAUUGAGAUUAUUUUUAAAUUUGACACGCUGCGAAAGUUUAAAUCUCUGUCUGUACACUGCAACUACGUGCCCAAAAAAGAGGUGUCAUGUUUCUCAUUAGCGAAAAUAUUCUUCAGCUCAGACGGAAAAAAUUAUAAAAAAACACGCUUCAUCGAAUAUUACAACAACAACGACAACAACAACGACACUGAUGAUGACGUCAGAAAACGCGUAAAGUGGGCGGAAGUACCCCUGAAUGAUCACGUGGGCAGUUACUUGAAACUCUGGAUGUACCAUAAGAUGGAGUGGUUGCUCAUUAGUGAGGUCCAAUUCAUUUCAGAUCCUGUCAAAUCGAAUAAUACGUCAUCGCCGACGUCAUCAUCACGUCAACGUAACCAGGGCAACCUUUCCAAAGUUAACUCGGCAACCCGCGAGGCCAGAAAAAAUUUAUUUGACGGAGCGAGUAAUGACGAGAACGCCGUAAGAAAGAACAACAACAACAUCAACAACAACAAUAACAACAUCAACAACAACAACGUCAUCAACGAUGAUUAUUAUGUCAUCAGCGGUGUAGACGACACUAAUGACGCUAAUGAAGAUGGCGACGACGAUGCUCGCCAUCCCCUCCAUAACUCGUCUGUCGAUCGUAAAAAAAAUCAUAAAUAUGACCGUAAAGCCGGAAAUAGAGAUGUACCGAUAGGCGAGAAUAACGAUGAGGACAACAACUACGACGAUGACGAUGACAUCGGUGAUUCCAAUCUAACAAAUGAUGAUAAGAUCAGUGAUAAACUUGUCGUCUUGAAAACGGUUCUCCCUAUGACGACAGACAUGACGUCAUCAGUAGCAGACAGGCAGUCGGAUCAGACAGACAGCAGUACCAGACUGACCGCCAUCGUGGCCGGCCUCAUGUGUGGAACUGUCCUCUGUGUCGUCGUCGUUGUCAUCGUCUUCAUCGUUGGCAGACGGAGAAAACACAGCACCCACGGAUUACUGAGUCCCUAUCAAUCCUCACCCCUAUCAAACAAGCUGGACCCUCCUGCCAGCAAUCCACCGACGCCACCCCUCAUAACCCUUCCCAACGAGCUCCCGACAACUCCACCAAUAUAUUCAAAUGGAUACUCCAGUCCUUCCCCUGUCAAAACUUCAAAAGAUCAAACCGCCUCCAAGCCAUUUUCUCCGGAUAAGUACCCUCCAAAUAAAUCAAUCAACACCCUCCCAAAGCGUCCCACUCGGCAGCAGCAGGAUGAGUUGUCCGUCAACGACACUUAUGAAGAUAUUGGUAACUUUAAGACAUUCACGCCGAUUUUGAAAGCCUCUCGAAACAACAAUUUCAACGAGUCUCCCUACAGUUCUUCGCCGUACAGUCGAGGAGAAGCCGAUCACUUUGAUUCCUCUAGAAUGCCUUUGGACACAUACUUUAGUCGAAACGACGCAACCUCAACCAUUCAUAACAAUUUCGGAGCGGCAAUGUUGCAGGAUCGUGGGAUCAGCAACUACAACCAGCUGAACGACGGCUACUUCAUAAACGACGUCGCCAACAGUAGCAACCCGCACUUUGAUCAGUUCUCACGUUACCGUGUCCAGGAGAACGCAUUCGAUAAUUUUGACACAAACACGACGUCGAAGACUGGCCACUUCAGGUCCAUUCCAAGUGUAAACGCCAGGACAGGCCCCAACUACACAGUACCAAACCAACAUAGGGAGAACAACAUGCCACAAUAUUAAUGCCAUAAUAAACAUUUUUUUCCUACCUAACUAAACAACGAUAUGUGACGUUGGACGAUCAAUUUCAUUAAUUUACAAAACUCACAUGCUGUUAACAGUUAACCAGCUCUGCUUGAGCAAUGCGAAGUGAUGCGGAUAUUAAAGAUGUAACUAUUUAUUGACGUGUGAUACGUGUAAAUUUUUAUAUAGAAAUAUAUAUAUAUAUAUAUUUAUAUAAAUAUAUAUAGUGUACAUUCAAAUAUCAGUGCAUAUUAUUUAAAUUUUUUUUAUAAAUUUAUCGUCUUGAUCAGUUAAAUUUGUAAAUUUGUUUAUUUCGAAAACAUAAUAAAAGGCAUAAUAUUUCAGCUUUUAGAACUUAAAAAGUAAUUUAAAAUUGAUUUGAAAAAUCACAUAAAUCUAUUCAGCACUUUUAACACACACAGACACACACACAAAUACACAUGCUCUGUAUAAAGUUUGAACACAAAAAAACACCAUGUAGACAUUACACAAUUAUAAUUAUAGACAAUGAUAAAUUUGAUUUAGAAUUAAAACAAUUUUAAGUUUUAUUUUACAUUAAAAGUAUAAAAAUGAUGAUUUUUGUUUACAUAUUGUGUUGGAGCAAACCAAAUUUAUAUUGUGAGUGUGCUUGUCAUUGUGAUCAUGUCUGUAUUUAUUUCCAUCGUUUAAAUUUUCGUUGCUUUAUAAAAUGAAGAUUGUUCUUAUUUACUGAGACGUUUACGAUUCAUUUUUCAAUUUACAUUAUAAUUUAUAUAUCUAUAAUAAUCUGGCUUAUGAAUAAUGGUAACUCAUGGUACUUAAUGACACUGUAAUUAAUUACUCCUAUUUAAUUUUAAACACGAAUUAAAUUUUAUUCCAUACAACGAAUGAUCAUAUUUAAAGAUCUCUAUAUAUCCAUUGUACAUAUGCACGCGCACACACACACAAACAUACAUAAUGUAUUUAUGAAAAUACAAUAUAUUUUUAUUGCUUCUAGCUUGCAAUACAUUCUAAAAAUUUUAAAACACCACACUUUAUUUAUGUAUAUAUGUUAUACUUACAUAAUAUAUAUAUAUAUAUAUAUAUAUAUAUAUAUAUAUACAUACAUAUACAUAUAUAUAUAAUUACACCAACAUAUUUAUUUCGAAUAUUUACACGUGUUAAUAAAAGAUUAAAACAGUUAA